Messenger RNA from Penicillium cataractarum, 441 nucleotides. RefSeq lists its product as uncharacterized. The transcript has a single exon. The record is from RefSeq and is a predicted model, not a curated record. Bases 1 to 441 code for a protein of 146 amino acids. Lineage: Eukaryota; Fungi; Ascomycota; Eurotiomycetes; Eurotiales; Aspergillaceae.
AUGUCUCAAGUUUUCACCUCCCCUGCCAAAGUCCUCUCCUGGGACGAGGACCGAUCUCCCAACACCCAAUCCACCCUCCCUCGCUUGACACCCGCCACUGUGAAGAUGAACCUGAGUGAGCUCAACACCGAGAUUACUAGCACCUACCAGAUGAUGUACCUGCCCGCCGGGGGUGGUCGUGAGAAGGAUGGAUCCGCUGUCUUUAUCUUCUCCGAUGUUCUCGAGUCGCAGGAUUUCCAGGGCAAGGCAGGCAGCUUCAUGACACAAGGGAAGGGGACAUUCGAUGCAAUGAAGUUCAGAGUGCAAGGAUCAUUUGAAAUUGUCCCUGGAAGUGGCAAAGGGGAGCUCGGGGAGAUGUUCAAGAAUGGUGGCAGUGGAAGCUUCGAGUCCGACGAGAAGGAUCCGGGUCAAGUUAAUUAUAAAUUUGAAUUGCCUGCGUAA